CACAGCCUCAGCCCCACAGACCCCGGUGCAGCUCCUCGUGCAGCCUACCCUCCCAUCGGUGCUAGUACCCAAAGCAAUCAGUGACAGCUGCUUCUCGGCCCCCAUCUCCCCCCCUCCCCUUCUUCCCAUUGCAAACUGGGGGGGAAACAUUUCCCCUUACCUCCUUUGGGAGUGAGAUGAGUCGCCACCAGCCAGGACUGCUGCGGUACCUUCCGCCUCCCUUCCACCCAGGUUGGGGGGACCCGGCAGGGCACGGUGGCCCGCAGCACAGAGAUCCCUGUGGGUGCGCACCCAGAGGCAAAGACGAGGCGUCCAGUUUGGGAUCUGAUGCUGCGCACUAUCCAGCCCCCCAGGCAGAGGGGGUCACCUUCUCCAGGCUUGAGUCCACCACCAGCGCCGGGACUGGACCUUGUCAACGCAUCGGCAGCUCCUCACAGCCUCAGGUAGCCAUCAAGCCAGCAGGUUCCCAGGUGCUUUCGUUGCCUACUGAUUUCACCCCCCCUGCUGCUAAUGGGCAUCGGCGAGGAAGUCGCCCUUCGUCAUCCUGCUCGGACACUGUAGAGGGGGAUUAUGAAGCGUCCAUUAGACUGAAACCCGGCUCUGGAUCAUCUGGGAAGGGUAAAACGGAAGAGCAGCGUUUUUUUCUCCAGGAGGCUCCACUGUUAGACAGGCCUAAAGACGACAAAACAUCGCAAGAAAUACGAGGUGUAUGCUGGACGGACCAAAAUGGCGUGUCGAAUGGCUUCCUAUUGUGUUCUUUGACUCCCUUAAAUGGACACCGUCGAUUUUUUUUUAAAUUUACUCUUUUCUCUGAAUCCUGUUGACUUUCUAUUGUUGCGCCUAUCUCCUAAAACGACUAAAAGACAUUAGACUGAGAAUUUUAACUGGGCGCAUUUGACAGCAGCAACUUGUGUCUAGUCAGAUUCACUUUUCAUAGUCAGUUUCUCCUUUGCUUUGUGGGAAACUUUUCCACCACAGGAGGUCAAAUAUUAUUGCUAUUAAUAAUAAUACUUAAUAACAUAUUGUUAACAUGUAAUUGUAAAACCACAAAAAAAUUGGCAGGGGGGUUCAGGAGCAGGUCUAAUACCUGAAGCUACCUUUAGCUCUUUUCUUUAAAAAAUGACCAUAAAUUACAAAGUGAUGGUGUCUCUUUCAAUUUUGCAAGGAUGACAUUGUAUCUUCCCCCCCCCCUUCAUUUUUUUUCCCACCACUCUUUUAUUCUGGUACAUGUUCACAUAAAGGUGGGGUAUGACAUUUUAUACUGGAUAUGAUUUUCACUGGUCCUCGGAGUCUUACAUAGCCUGUGGACAUUUCCAGCCAAUCGCUUUCUCUUCUAAAUUUCGGAGAUGAGGCUGAGUGGCGUCAUUAUCUCUGAUCAUCGUUAUUUCACUGCGCACCUUGUAUUAAUUUGCUA
This is a messenger RNA of Mauremys reevesii (Reeves's turtle), 1414 nucleotides long. RefSeq lists its product as uncharacterized. The record is from RefSeq and is a predicted model, not a curated record. Bases 177 to 824 code for a protein of 215 amino acids. The transcript is spliced from 2 exons. NCBI's taxonomy places the organism in Eukaryota, Metazoa, Chordata, Testudines, Geoemydidae.